Prosopis cineraria is the source of this 1571-nucleotide messenger RNA. RefSeq names its product benzyl alcohol O-benzoyltransferase-like. Bases 1 to 1335 code for a protein of 444 amino acids. Lineage: Eukaryota; Viridiplantae; Streptophyta; Magnoliopsida; Fabales; Fabaceae. The transcript is spliced from 2 exons. The record is from RefSeq and is a predicted model, not a curated record.
AUGGCACCACCAUCAGCUCUUUUGUUCAAAGUUCGUCGGCGUCAGCCGGAGAUGGUGGCUCCUGCAAAGGCGACACCGCGUGAGGUGAAGAAUUUGUCAGACAUCGACGACCAAGGGAGCCUUCGGUUCCAAAUUCCGGUGAUCCAGUUCUAUCGGAACAAUCCUUCGAUGAGAGGACGAGAUCCAGUUGAGGUGAUCAGAAAAGCUUUGGCCGAGACUCUGGUGUUCUACUAUCCCUUCGCCGGCAGGCUCCAGGAAGGGCCUAACCGAAAGCUCAUGGUGGACUGUAACGGCGACGGCGUCGUUUUCAUCGAAGCUGAUGCUGACGUCACCCUGGAGGAAUUUGGAGAUCUUCAGCCUCCAUUUCCAUGCUUUGAAGAGCUUCUUUACGAUGUGCCUGGAACUUCAGAUAUUCUUGACACCCCACUUCUCCUUAUUCAGGUAACGCGCUUGAAAUGCGGUGGUUUUAUUUUCGCUCUACGCUUGAACCACACUAUGAGUGACGCUGCUGGCCUAGCACAAUUUAUGAGCGCGUUAGGAGAAAUUGCUCGCGGUGCGCAUCGGCCUCUGACUCCGCCGGUCUGGCAUCGUGAGCUUUUAACGGCAAGAGACCCACCACAUGUAACAUGCAUGCAUGGUGAGUACGAAGAUGUCUCUGGUACUGAAGAAACCGUAAUCAUCCCAUUCGAUACAAUGGUUCAUCGUUCUUUCUUCUUUGGACCCAAUGAAGUUGCUUCAAUUCGCAAUCAAAUCCCUUAUCAUCUUCUUCAAUCUUCUAAUUUUGAAAUCAUCACUGCGUUCUUAUGGCGGUGUCGUACUGUAGCUCUGCAACCUAACGAUGAUGAUAAAGUCCGUAUUAUCUGUGCUGUGAAUGCUCGUGCCAAAUUCAACCCUCCGUUGCCGGACGGUUAUUACGGCAAUGCCUUCGCCUUUCCGAUGGCAGUAACCACCGCCGGGAAACUCCGGAGGAGCCCAUUGGGAUAUGCUUUAGAGUUGGUGAAGAAAGUGAAAGGUGAUAUGACUGAGGAAUACAUGCACUCUUUGGCAGAUUUCAUGGCGAUAAAUGGACGGCCUCCUUUCAAGGAGGUGGGAUCGUACUUGGUGUCGGACGCGACACGAGCCGGAUUCCGCGAUGUUGAUUUCGGGUGGGGAAAGGCUGUGUAUGGUGGUCCGGCGAGAGCAGUCAAGGUGGCGAGCUUUUACAUGCCUUUUAAGAAUGCUCAAGGACAAGAAGGUUUAGUGAUACCUUUAUGUUUACCUGGUGAAGCCAUGGAGAGAUUUGUGAAGGAGUUAGAUAGAAUGCUCAAAACAAGAUUGAUCACUUCUUCCUUAUAAGUGGAUUCUUUUGGUAAUAGUAUAUAUGUAUAUGUCUGAACUCUGAAUGUAAGGCCAAGUUUACUUUUUAGGGUUGAGGCACGUGAAACAAUAAAAAAAAAAAAAAUCAAACAUGCCAUGAGGAAUGAGCACUGUCUCUUUAAUUUAUAUUGUGUUGCAGUUUCUUCGACUUCAAUAGUCCAUUUUGGAUGGGGUGCUUAAUUAAUGUUUUUUUUUGUGGGGGCCAAAAUGCUUAA